This is a messenger RNA of Conger conger (European conger), 995 nucleotides long. Its product is annotated as gastrula zinc finger protein xLCGF3.1-like. NCBI's taxonomy places the organism in Eukaryota, Metazoa, Chordata, Actinopteri, Anguilliformes, Congridae. The transcript has a single exon. The annotation marks the transcript as partial. Gene Ontology annotation, biological process: negative regulation of transcription by RNA polymerase II; regulation of cytokine production; regulation of immune system process. The record is from RefSeq and is a predicted model, not a curated record.
ACAGAUGAGCCAUACAAAUGUACAUGGUGUGAGAAGUGUUUUACUUACAGAUCUGAUUUAAAUAGACAUCAGAUAAUUCAUACAGGUAAAAAGCCCUACACAUGUUCUCAGUGUGGGAAAUGCUUUUCCACAAAAGCUUCUUUUGAUAUCCACCAGAGAACUCAUACAGGUGAGAAGCCCUAUACGUGUACUCUGUGUGGGAAGUGCUUUUCCACAAAAUACAAUUUAAAUAUCCACGAGAGAACUCAUACAGGUGAGAAGCCCUACAAUUGUAUUCUUUGUGGAAAGUACUUUUCCACAAAAUCUUAUUUAAAUACCCACAAGAUAAUUCAUACAGGUGAGAAGCCCUAUACUUGUACUCUGUGUGGAAAGUGCUUUUCCAUGAAAAGUCAUUUAAAUGUCCACCAGAUAACUCAUACAGUUGAGAAGCCCUACAAUUGUAUUCUUUGUGGAAAGUACUUUUCCACAAAAGCUUAUUUAAAUAUCCACCAGAGAACUCAUACAGGUGAGAAGCCCUAUACUUGUACUCUGUGUGGAAAGUGCUUUUCCAUGAAAAGACAAUUAAAUAUCCACCUGACAACUCAUACAGUUGAGAAGCCCUACAAUUGUAUUCUUUGUGGAAAGUACUUUUCCACAAAAGCUUAUUUAAAUAUCCACCAGAGAACUCAUACAGGUGAGAAGCCCUAUACUUGUACUCUGUGUGGAAAGUGCUUUUCCAUGAAAAGUAAUUUAAAUAUCCACCAGAGUACUCAUACAGGUGAGAAGCCUUACAAAUGUUCUACGUGUGGGAAGUGCUUUUCUGGAAAAUCUAAUUUAAAUCGGCACAAGAUGAUUCAUGCAGGUCUUUAAUGCAAGAUAUUUAUACUUCUGACUAUUCAACCAGAUGAAUAUCCCUGGGAGUAUACACAGAGUAGGAUCUGUUGAGGAAGCAUAAUUUAACUGCCACCGUGCCAUUUAACUUACCAUUCCUGCAAUAGCCCUGCAAAUGUAUUCGG